AUGAAAGUCCAUUAUAUUAAUAUAUUGUUGUUUGCGCUUCCAUUAUAUAUAUUGGAUCAUAAACAAAGGAACCAUAACAGCACCACAUAUCAUGCAUCAAAAACAAAAUCAAUAAAAACACAUAGAUCAUUAUGCGAAUGCGAAUUAUACGCACCAUCUGACUAUGACAACGAUGCUGAAAUGAUAAGGGUGAUGCAACAAUUUCAUGAUCGUACAACACAGAGGUUUCAAGAAUACGAUGAAAGGUUGCAGGAAAAUCGACAAAUAUAUAAAGAUACAUGUGAUAAGGAAAUCCAAAAAAUUAUUUUAAAAGAUAAAAUUGAAAAAGAAUUAACCGAAAAAUUUUCUGCGCUACACACGGAUAUACAAAGUGACGGCAUUCCAACAUGUAUUUGCGAAAAAUCGUUAGCAGAUAAAGUGGAAAAAGUAUGUUUGAGAUGUGGAAGUAUAUUAGGUGCGGCAAUGCCUGAAGUGGGUUCAAUAGGUGGAGGUCUUUUAUAUGCUUUAAAUGCCUGGAAAACUGAUGCAAUUGCUGCUGCUACUAAAGCGGCUAUGAUUGAGGGUGCUGCUCAGGGUGCUGUUGCAGGUGAAGCUGCAGGUAGGAACGCAAUUAUUGGAGCAUUAAAAAGAUAUUUCCAUAUAGAUAAUUUAAAUGGAACAUCAUUGAAAUCCUUUUUUAACUCAACGUCUUAUAGUGAUGUCACAACGAUUGCUAGUGCUAUUGAUACUCAAAUGACUGCGUCCUGUGAUGCGUUUUCAGGGAAAAUUGUUAAUCAGGCUUUUUGCGAUGUUCGUAAAACAUUAAGGAUAGUUGCAGAUCCUGGUAAAUCAUUUGUUAAACAGAAAGAUGCUAUAACAGGAGCGGUAACCCAACUUGUUGAAAAAGCUAAAGACACUGCUAGUUUCAAAGCUACUGAGGUAAGUUCUGCAACUUCUUCUAAAAUAAUAACUAAACAGAACGCUUUGAUAGAAGCUGGAUUUGACAGUUCCACAACUUCUAUAUAUGCUUCGAUUAUUGUAAUAUUGAUUAUAGUUUUAAUUAUGGUAAUAAUAUAUUUGAUUUUACGUUAUCGACGAAAAAAAAAAAUGAAGAAAAAACUACAAUAUAUAAAACUAUUAGAAGAAUAG
Messenger RNA from Plasmodium falciparum 3D7, 1128 nucleotides. RefSeq names its product rifin. NCBI's taxonomy places the organism in Eukaryota, Apicomplexa, Aconoidasida, Haemosporida, Plasmodiidae. The transcript has 2 exons. The coding region runs from base 1 to 1128 and encodes 375 amino acids. The record is from RefSeq and is a predicted model, not a curated record.